UUUCUUAAAAGGCUUGGAGCUAGCUUUUGGAGAAUGAGUUAUGCGAAAACCUAAUUUGACAUUUAGUUGGAAAUCCAGUCAGCACAGCUACCUUAUGUAGGUGUGGAAGGGCACUCACUCUCCAUGUCAUGCUUAGACAUUAUGUACAAUCACAACUCAGUCGACCACAAAGGUUUUGGGACUCCUAUGAGUCCUCGAAUCUCCUUCUCAAAUGAUUUUGUCGAUUCAUCAUCAAAUACUUCUACUCAAAUGAAGAGGACCUAUAGGGAUGCCCCUGUUUCCUCUGACUUUGAAUUCAAUGUCACUAAUUAUUCCAUGAUGAGUGCUGACCAACUUUUUUCCAAGGGUAGAUUGUUGCCCUUCAAAGAAACUUGCUCUCACAAGACUACUACUCUUAGAGAUGAACUCCUUCAUGAGGAUAAAGAUGAUGAUGUUUUUUCCUCUAGGCCCCCUAAAACUUCUACUAGAUGGAAGGGACUUUUAGGCCUUAAGAAAUCUCACAUUGGGUCCAAGAAAAUAAUUCAUGAUAACAACAAUCAAAACUCUCUAGGAAAGCUGUCCAAUGUACCUCAUGAGGAGCUGCUUCAUCGAAACAAGAAUUCACAGGAACCAUACAAUGGGGCUGGUGGAGGAUCCAGUAGUAGAGAAGUAGAGUUUCGUUUUAAUUAAAGUUGUUUAAUUUCCAAAGGCAGUAUUAGAUUCUUGGAGUUGACAAUGGCUUCUAAUUUUAGUUAUUAAUGUGUUUAGUAUGCUCCCAGCUUUGGAAAAUUAAUUAACUCGUCAAAACUAAAUCCAUUGGUAGCUUUGUACAAGUAAUUGGGAAGUUUUUCUGUAUUUUGUCAUGAGAUAGAUUAUAUUGUUGAGCACCAAGUUGAUGUAUUUUCAAUAGAUAGUAUUCCGUUCAACAUAUUUACGUUGCGUCUGUUUUUGCAUUUAUUCAUCUGAGAGCUUCAGCAUUGUAUAGGGCCCCUACCCCGGCCCCCAUUAUUCUUUCCUUCUCAAUGAAUUAUUAAGUCAAUUUUAUGUCACAA
Solanum dulcamara is the source of this 1031-nucleotide messenger RNA. RefSeq lists its product as uncharacterized. Bases 124 to 669 code for a protein of 181 amino acids. The transcript is spliced from 2 exons. NCBI's taxonomy places the organism in Eukaryota, Viridiplantae, Streptophyta, Magnoliopsida, Solanales, Solanaceae. The record is from RefSeq and is a predicted model, not a curated record.